UUUUGCAUUGUGAUUCCGCAAUGACAUUGCAACCUCAUUUAGCAACUUUUAGCAACAAGUCAACCUUCCUUUAGCAACUUCCCCUGAAGAUGAGUUGGCAACACUACUGAAGGUCUUCUUCUGUAAUCUGACUCUAAUGGUUUCCUCAGCAACAGACGUGGCUUUGUUGUAAUCAUGCAUCAUUCAUGAAGAUAACCUCAGUGAACAGGAUGGAAGAGUGUUUGCAUUUGGUCUGUGAGUCGAUGGGUGUACAUGAGGAUGAUGAUGUCGGCGUGGACGUGGUCUGUUCCCUCUAUAAGAGCGUCUUCCUCAUCACCGCCAGCCUGGAUGAGACAAAGAGAGCCAUUAUACAGGUCAGCGGUCAGAGUGGAGGCUUGUCAUGUCCAGCCAGAGGAGUUCUGCAUGUUCUCCUAGUGAUGGAGAAACAACGUGACAACAGAGAAGAGCUGUACUGGGAUCUCCAGAUGUUGAAGGCUGGUAGAAUCAAUCAUAAACAAAACACACAAUCCUCAACAAUCAACUUUAGCUCCAGACAACAGCAGGAUCCAGAGCAGUUUAUUGUCUUGUGUUUUCAGAACAGAACCAAGAGACUUUGCACCAGACUCGUUCUUGACGGCGUGUGGAGUGUCCUACCGUCUCUUUCUCAGAGGAACGCCGGCGUCAUGCGACCGGGCACGAUCUGUCCCAGCACUACCGACAUCCUCCAGCUCCUGUAUUACAAAUAUGAGGUCAUCAGAGAGCGACUGUACAGAGAGAUGUUACAAGAUGAAUAUGGCGUUGUCUGGUGGAACUCGAUGUCAGCGUGGGAUCAGACAGAAUGUGUGUGUGAAUUAGGAGUGUGUGUAGAGCUGGCUUUCAGACACAGAGACUGGCUUCAGGUGUGUGGGCUUCCCGGGGCCCUCCGUUGCUACAGGAGCUGUGGUUCUGUGGUCUUGCGAGGCUGUCCUGAGAGUGUUACAUCUAGAGAUCAGGCUUGGUCAUCUAAAACGAGGGAACAGGCCUGGUCCGCUGUCAUCUUCCUGUCGGAGCUGGACUCACAUUAUCAAGAUGAGAAGGAAUCGAUCAGCGCGCUCAUGAACAGAUUGGGACAGGAAGCUCUGCAUGUUAUAUAUCUCAGUAUGUGUGUUGCUCUGCGGAGAGCCGAGAGAGAGAAUCAGUCCUACACGGCACUGCUGGUCGCCAGACAGCACUGGGACAGAUGGCCUUAUAUGAGAGGUUCAGUCAGUCAGGAUCUCACCAGGAUCUGGAUUCAGGAAAAUGUGGAUCCCACUGCUAAAAAACAGCAGGGCUGGAAAACAGGAAAUUGCGCACAACAGGCUGUGCUGCAGUUUUUGGUUCUGUGUCAGGAGCAGGAAAGGAAACGAUUGGUGGAGAUCAUACACAGGCUUUCCCCGAGUGACCUCGAGGGAAACAUUCAGAAAAACAAUGUGGUUCAUGGAAACGCGGUGGAUCAGAGCUGUGUGUGGAGCCUACAGCAAAUUAAAGCCUCUCUACAGGAAGCACAUGGUUCUUAUACUAGUCCAUUCGCCCCAGGGUGUUCUGGGAUAGGUGUCUCAUGGGGGGAAUGUGCCACUCAUUUGCUGACCCAGCUGACACAAGCACAGGAUGAUGAGGCCUGGACUGUUUUAAACUCUCUGCCAGAUUUGGACCCUGAGGGUCUUUGGACUUUGCUUCGCAAAUAUGAGAGUGAACUUCACAGACCCAGUUUUCACAACCUGCAUGAAGUUUUGCAGUCACGUGGACCAGCGCACGCCAGCAGAGGCACCGGCGCAGUGAACGCUCACACUGAGAGAGAGAGGACUGAACAGGAACAGGAAGAGCUGUCAGAUGGUGAAAAAGAAGAACUCUGCACUGGCUGUGGCAUGGCUUUAGAUCCAGAAGAUACUCCAUAUUUAGAGAUCCUGUGUGUCAGAGACCCAAGAGAUGAAGAGAGCAUGAUGGAGACGAGGGACAGAGACAAAGAGAGAAGAGAGGGAGACAUUAAGAGCAGAGGAGACCCUCAGGAGAUCUCAGUGGAAAAACAAAACUCUCUGAUCACACUGGCCUGGAGCAAACCAGCCCACGCAAAGAAUUACAUCCAGGAAGUGACCUCGGCUCAGGAAGUAGAGGCCAUCUCUAUUGUAAUGCAGGAGGAUACAGCUGAUAACACACAUGUUCCUGGCACAACUGUGAACAACUGUGACAGGAUUGUGAACAUUUACACACAGCAGGAGAACAUAAGCUCCGUCUCACUGCAGCCAAGUGAACAAUAUGAAGAAAUGCAUUCAGAUCACAUAGAUAAUGUGAAAGGAAAGGCACAGAUCCAAGAUGACCGUUCAGGCUUCAUCACAGCUGGGCAGCAACAGGAGGACAUAAGAGAUGGAGAGUUCACAUUCAGUGACACCCAACAGCCCGACCAAACACCACCCACUGCUCCAAGGCUGCUACAAAACACUGACACAACAGAUACUAACACAGCACCAGCAAGUGUCCAUUUCCCAGACACGCAACCCUCGCAAACAUUUGAGACCCAUGAGAUGGAGGCAUCGCUUCAGGAGCUGAGCAACGAUGAGAUCUGUGAGAGAGCAGGUGAGCGGGAGGCAAUGAUGCGCUGUCUAGUGGACAUCCAGAGGAGAGCAGAGCGACGCUGGCAGCGAGACCGAGACAGACAACUACUCAGAGUUCAAGAGCGACUGGCUAUCGUCCAGAGUCGGAAGGCAGAUGAAGAUCUGUUGGGUCUGACACAGGAAGACACACUCAGACAUCUGACCGACACACUACGACAGGAGGACGAGCAACAACAGAAAACUUUAGUAAGAGAGAAACUCCAGCAGAUGAGGAGAGAACGCUCCUGCAUUCUCCAGACCAGACGGGAGAGAAAUACGGCUGGGUUUAAAGAGCUCCUUGCGCCCACAGCUCAACGCAUGACAGAAACUGAAGAAGGACGCUAGUGCGUACUCAACCCCAUUUCUACAAAUAUACAGCACGCAGUCAAAACAUUCAUCCACUUUAUUGAUGUAUGAGCACAAAUGUAGCGGUGUUUGAAUGAUAGCAACUUGUAUUCGCGUUUUAAACACUUCCCUAGUUGCCAAUGAUAAAUGCCGCCCCCUAUAGAUUUAUAACAGUGCUUACAAUGCAUGCACACAUUGGCUGCUGAUCUUUUAAGAAGACUGUGGUGUUUCUUUGGCAAAUAAUAAGUUGCAUGACUCAUAUACCUUUAUCAUAGACAGUAAAGCACAUUAAAACACUUCUGGGUUUGGUUUGCUUUGUAUUAAUCUCAGUAGAGAGUGUGUCACCCACAUGCAUGCUUUUCUGUCCUGCCAUUGAAUAUAAACCAGCACAACAGUACAAGAUGACUGACAGUGCCUAAAUAACUGGCAAGUAUAUAAUGAAUCGCGUUUGAACAUUUUAUUGAACUCCAGGAAGCUCCACAAUGCCUCAGUCUUUAACAACUUUGUGCGUGCGUGUUAAUUAUAACUUAAACAACACAUUCGGUCUCCCCACAGACAGAUAUUUAUAUAUUCAGAGAGCAUAUAUACUGUGAAAGUCUACAAUGGAAAUGUAGUAAUGAAUAAAUUAAAUUAUUUUGCUUUGCCUUUAGUUAUGCUUGUCUUUUAUUUAAAACAGUGCAUGAAUGAGUGUAUUUGUAGGUAAGAUUGCAGUAAAUAAAUGUAAGUGUAUGUCUAUAUAUACUGCAAGUGUGUGUGUUCGGUUCACUAUAUGAAGAACGUGGAGGGCGGAGAUUGAAU
This is a messenger RNA of Sinocyclocheilus grahami, 3728 nucleotides long. RefSeq lists its product as uncharacterized. The transcript is spliced from 20 exons. Bases 186 to 2930 code for a protein of 914 amino acids. NCBI's taxonomy places the organism in Eukaryota, Metazoa, Chordata, Actinopteri, Cypriniformes, Cyprinidae. The record is from RefSeq and is a predicted model, not a curated record.